This is a messenger RNA of Dermacentor silvarum, 1840 nucleotides long. Its product is annotated as acetylcholinesterase. Gene Ontology annotation, biological process: acetylcholine catabolic process; choline metabolic process. Gene Ontology annotation, molecular function: acetylcholinesterase activity. The coding region runs from base 185 to 1816 and encodes 543 amino acids. The record is from RefSeq and is a predicted model, not a curated record. Gene Ontology annotation, cellular component: plasma membrane. The transcript is spliced from 4 exons. NCBI's taxonomy places the organism in Eukaryota, Metazoa, Arthropoda, Arachnida, Ixodida, Ixodidae.
CUGAAGUGGCGGCGGCUCUGCCUCUUGGUCGGGAAACUGGGGCGAAGGCAUUUUGUUGUGGCAUAGUUGCUGCUACAGUUUAGGCUUGCCUUGAUUUCGCAGUAUAUGGUGAAACUGGAAAGGGCUUUGAGCAUUGCUGUUGGUUGCUCUUGCCGUUUUCUCUAGGUAAGCUGAGUGAAGAGCAAUGGCGUUCAAAGCAGGAAUGUUGGAACUGCUUGUCCUCACGGCCCUUUUGAGUGCCAUGGCUGAAGACAUGCACGUCGAGAGGCAGACAACCGAAGGCCGUGUUCGUGGGAAGAUUGUGCGCAGCCUUGGCAAGAUUGUGGAAGAGUACCGCGAUAUUCCUUUCGCCGAGCCUCCCGUGGGAAAGCUCAGGUUCCGUCCUCCACAGCCCAAGGCACCAUGGGAAGGAAUGUUAGAUGCAACUGCAGGAACAACAGCGUGCCCUCAGGUCCACUUUCCCGGCAUCGGCAUGGAAGGCCUCAACGUCACGGAGGAUUGCCUUCACCUCAACGUGUGGGUCCCCGAGCUCGCCAGGAACCCGGGUUCGAGUCGACCGGUCUUGGUGUGGAUCCACGGAGGGGGCUUCACUCUCGGCAGCGCCAAUCAGGCGAACUACAGCGGAGCCGUGUUGGCUGCGUUCGCCGACGUCGUUGUCGUCUCCAUGAAUUACCGCCUAAGCAUCCUCGGCUUCCUCAACGGGAACUCUCCAGAUGCGCCAGGGAACGUGGGUCUUCUAGACCAGGUCAUGGCGCUAAAGUGGAUCCAGCGUAACAUCGAAUUCUUCGGAGGCGACCCGCAACAAGUCACAUUAUUCGGCGAGAGCGCGGGAUCUAUGAGUGCGCACGCACACAUCAUGUCGCCGAUGAGCGAGGGUCUCUUCAAGAGAGCACUCUUGAUGAGUGGCACUAUGUACAGUAUCGACGUGUGGGACACGGUGCAUGAGAGCAUGGUCAAGGGUGACAAAGUGGCUGGCAUCGUCGGCUGCUCGGAGGGGGGCACAAUAAACCUCUCUUCAAAUCCGGAGGACGUCAUAAGUUGCCUUCGCAACAAGUCCGCAGAGGAGCUCGUUACCGCUUCUGCAGAGAGCGUGGUCCCCAAAUUAUUGCCUUUCUAUCCAACCUAUCACGACGUCUUCCUUCCAAGGAAUCCAAUAGAGGCAAUGAAGCGAGGUUUUUUCGCACCUGUCGAUGUCAUGGCCGGAGUCACCUCCGACGAGGGGGCUUGCUUUCUCCUGCAUCCACCUGUGCAUGACCUCCUCGCCGAAGACAUUGUUUCAGUGUCUUCAAAAGAAGUCGGUGAUUCUCUUGAAGCCUAUUUGUCACGUUUGUGGAAACAGGACACACCUGACAUGCGACGAAUGUACCUUGACCAAGUACCGCAAGGUGACAACAACGCUCUCAGGAGGCAGUACGUGGACUUCACGUCGGACAGGGUGUUCAACUGUCCCCUGCGGUUCUUCGCAGACACGCACAGCGAACGGGGAGGAAAAGUGUUCGCCUACGUCUUCGCUCACAAGUCGGCGACAGUGGCGCUGCCUCUCUGGAUGGGGCAACCCCAUGGCUCCGACAUACCGUUCGUAUUCGGUAACGUGUACGCAGCGGAGCCAGCUUCCGAAGACGGUCGCAUGAGUGAGGCCCUCAUGCGGAUUAUGACCACCUUCACUGAAAACGGGGUUCCUGAAUUGCCGAACAACCAGCAAUGGCCGCCGUACACCAAGAGUUCUCCCACCAUGGUGAUGAUGGGCCACGGUACCUUCAACGAGACGCAGGAAUUCCGUGGUAGUCACUGCGAGCGAUGGAGGCAGUUGUUCUAAAGGAAUUAAAAAUGUGUUUAUUUA